Babesia ovata is the source of this 402-nucleotide messenger RNA. Its product is annotated as 60S ribosomal protein. The coding region runs from base 1 to 402 and encodes 133 amino acids. Gene Ontology annotation, molecular function: RNA binding; structural constituent of ribosome. Gene Ontology annotation, cellular component: cytosolic large ribosomal subunit; ribosome. The record is from RefSeq and is a predicted model, not a curated record. Lineage: Eukaryota; Apicomplexa; Aconoidasida; Piroplasmida; Babesiidae. Gene Ontology annotation, biological process: translation; ribosomal large subunit biogenesis. The transcript has 3 exons.
AUGCCGCUUUUCACGAAGUUUGUGGAGCCAGGCCGCCUGUGCCUCAUCACUUACGGCCCUGACGCCGGCAAGUUGUGCUUUAUCGUCGACGUUGUCACCAGCACCAGAGUUUUGGUGGACGGCACCAAGGUCACUGGGGUCGAGCGUCAACAGAUGCCCAUUACGUGGAUCAAGUUGACUGACACCAAAAUCACUCUCUGCCGCGGUGCUAAGACUGGAGCUCUGGCCAAGGCUAUUGAGAGUCAGGACGCCAUCAACGCGUUCAAGCAGACCCCCCUGGGCAAGCGUCUUGAAUUUGCCGAAAGGAGGAAGAACCUCAACGACUUCGAGAGGUUCAAGCUCAUGGUUGCCCACAAGGAGAGGAGGAGGUUGAUCAAGAAGAGCACCGCUGUUCGCGCCUAA